CUCUCCGCCCAGCGUCGCGAGGCCAGCUCCGGGCCGGGCGGUGGGGUCUGGGCGCCCAGGCGAGGGGCGGAGCUGGGAGAUGGCGUCCGGAGCGGCUCGCUGGCUGGCCCUGGCACCCCUCCGAUCCGGGGCUCUCCGCAGCGCACCGAGUGUUAGGCAAGGUGGCGAUGGCGCUGCCGUCCGGGGCGGCUCCGGGCCGAGCCUGGUACCUUCGAGGUCAGUCAUCGUCACCCGCAGCGGCGCCAUUUUGCCCAAACCCGUCAAAAUGUCCUUCGGCCUCCUCCGCGUGUUCUCCAUCGUGAUCCCCUUUCUCUACGUCGGCACGCUCAUCAGCAAGAACUUCGCCGCUCUGCUUGAGGAGCACGACAUUUUUGUCCCAGAGGAUGAUGAUGAUGAUGACUAGCAGGGCACAGGAAAAUGCUGAAGGGAGAACGCACCAGCUGAAGAACUGGUGCCGCUCGCAGCCUGUGCCUCCGCCACAGAAGGGCCAGGGAGCCCCUCAGCCCCCAGUGCAGCGGAGCCUCCUCCACAGCCCCGAUCCCCGAGAUGUGCUGUCCCGUGAGCACUGGAAAAGCAAUCCUAUCAUGAAUAAACAUAAUAAACACA
Messenger RNA from Ochotona curzoniae (black-lipped pika), 606 nucleotides. RefSeq names its product single-pass membrane protein with aspartate rich tail 1 (gene SMDT1). Gene Ontology annotation, cellular component: uniplex complex; mitochondrial inner membrane. The transcript is spliced from 3 exons. The record is from RefSeq and is a predicted model, not a curated record. Lineage: Eukaryota; Metazoa; Chordata; Mammalia; Lagomorpha; Ochotonidae. Gene Ontology annotation, biological process: calcium import into the mitochondrion; mitochondrial calcium ion homeostasis. Bases 80 to 403 code for a protein of 107 amino acids.